Parathielavia appendiculata is the source of this 948-nucleotide messenger RNA. Its product is annotated as glycosyltransferase family 34 protein. Gene Ontology annotation, cellular component: Golgi membrane; mannan polymerase complex. Gene Ontology annotation, biological process: protein N-linked glycosylation. Gene Ontology annotation, molecular function: alpha-1,6-mannosyltransferase activity. NCBI's taxonomy places the organism in Eukaryota, Fungi, Ascomycota, Sordariomycetes, Sordariales, Chaetomiaceae. The coding region runs from base 1 to 948 and encodes 315 amino acids. The transcript is spliced from 3 exons. The record is from RefSeq and is a predicted model, not a curated record.
AUGCACUUCGCACUGCCUCCGCGAAAGACAUCCCAGCCCCCACCCUACAUCCCUCGAGCAUCUCGACUGCCAGGGCUGCGACGAACCCGCUUCAAGCUGAUCGCGCUCGUUGGGCUCGCUCUCCUCGCCCUCAUAUACGUCAUCACGCGGUCUAACAAUAGCCAACAUGCUGCGCCAAACACUCACGCGCCGCGAGGCAACCCGCCGGUGGUUCUGGUGACGGUGCUGGACGCGGCCAAGUACAGCAAGGCGUACCUCGAAACGGUCAGGGAAAACAGGAUAAAUUAUGCUGAGAAGCAUGGGUACCAAACCCUCUUCGCCAAAAUAGGCGACUACAGCCUGAACGGCUCCCCCGGAUCCUGGACGACGGUGGUCGCUGCCCGCGAUGCGCUGACCAAGUACCCCGACUGCCGCUACGUCUGGUACCUCGACGCCAGCGGUUUUGUCAUGAACCCGGCGCUCAAGGUCGAAGAGCACGUCAUGCAGCCGGCCAGAUUGGAUGAGCUCAUGAAGAAGGACAUGCCCGUGGUGCCGCCGGACAGCAUCAUCAAGACUUUCAGCCAUCUCAAGGGCCAGGACGUGGAACUUGUGCUUACGCAGGACAAGGAGGGCUUGUCAGCGGGGAGCUUUAUUCUGCGCAACGGCGAGUGGGCGCGGUUCUUCCUCGAGACGUGGUUUGCGCCUAUUUAUCGGAGCUAUAAUUUCCAGAAGGCCGAGGUGCACGCUUUGGAACAUAUCGUGCAGUGGCACCCGACUAUUCUCUCCCGCAUGGCCAUUGUCGAUCAGCGCCUCAUCAACGCGUACAACAAGGGUGUCCGAGGAGAAGAGUACAAGGACGGGGAUCUGAUCGUCCGGUUCCCCGACUGUGCGGCGGCCGAUGCGCAGGCAUGCGAGACCGAGUCCCAGUCGUUUGUGCAGGCCUCGCGGCGGGCAUUUGCAAGCUCAUGA